ACAUAGGGAAGAGUGCAGGUGCAACAGAGCCAAACCGUCAAUAGCAGAAAUCAAGUGAAAACAAGUGUCUGUGUCGCUGGGAUUCAAGCGAAACCAUCGAACUCCCUCCCCAACACCUGAGGCACACUCCACAAAUCUCUACAACUCCAUAUCCAUCCCAUUUUAUCCUCUAUAAAUACCCAUCCAAUUCUCACAAUCUCUUCAACAAAGCUUCACACAAUCAUAUCAUACACUUCUCUUAUUUUCCUCUUACAAUCAACAUUUUGUUUCUCUUUCACAAUGGCUAAAAAUGUUGAACAAUCUGCUACCUUGGCUUCCCUUGACCAACAGCUGGCCCUGGCCAAGAGCUGCUCUCAUGAGGGCGUGCUGGCUGGAGCUAAGGCAGCCGUUGUUGCUACCAUUGCCACUGCAAUUCCAACUUUAGCUAGUGUAAGGAUGCUGCCAUGGGCAAGAGCCAAUCUGAACCCCACCGCACAAGCUCUCAUAAUCUCCACAGCGGCUGGAGCUGCUUAUUUUAUAGUUGCAGACAAGACUGUUUUGGCUACGGCACGGAAGAACUCCUUCAAGCAGGCCCCGAACAUGAAGGCAAGAAUCUGAGUUUGGUUUAAAUUUAAGACUCGGCAUCUAAUGUAAGCCAUACUUAUUAUCAUCCAGUUGGCUAUAAAAAGGGAUCAGAAUUAGAAAGAAGGGGUGGGGUGAGUUGAGUUAGUAUUCUAAGAAGCUGCUAUUUUAUCCUGUUACUAUGUAAUCCAUCGGAUUUGUAAUAUAAAUAAAUAUGGUUUUCCUUUACAA
This is a messenger RNA of Hibiscus syriacus, 792 nucleotides long. RefSeq names its product early nodulin-93-like. The transcript is spliced from 4 exons. The coding region runs from base 280 to 597 and encodes 105 amino acids. The record is from RefSeq and is a predicted model, not a curated record. NCBI's taxonomy places the organism in Eukaryota, Viridiplantae, Streptophyta, Magnoliopsida, Malvales, Malvaceae.